GGAUUCCGGCGUGGCCUGAUAACCCCAGACGCCUCAAAAAAGUUACGGUUGUGUUAACAUUCAAACUAUCCACCUGCACAUCCUGGUUUAUCGCUUUAUCUGCUAACGCUAUGUCUUGCUGCGCGACGCAACCCCUUAAACUUGCAGCAACGGCUCCUCCGUAACUGUAGCUCUAUAGUGAAGAAACGCUGAUAGAAGUUGACACUCGCUUUCAUAUUGCCUGACACCGUGGAGCCAUGGCAGACGAGGGCCUUACCUGCCUCUCCAUGCACCAGCCUUGGGCAUCUCUGUUAGUCUAUGGCAUCAAGCGAAUCGAGGGUCGCACAUGGGACAGCACCCACAGAGGCAGGUUGUGGAUCCACGCGACCUCAAAGGAAGUGGACCCGAAGGAUGUGGAGGAGCUCCACGCCUUCUACACGCAGGUACACGGCUUGGAUGGCCGGGUGCCGCAGUUCCCGCCCGCCUACCCGACUAGCGUGCUGCUGGGCUGCGUGGAGGUGGUGGACGUGCUGCCGGGAGCCGCAGUGGAGGAGUGGCCGGGGCUGCCGGAGUCGUGCCGGCUGGAGGUGGGCGCGCCCUUCUGCUUCCUGUGCCAGAAUCCCAAGAGGCUGGUGGUGCCGCAGCCCCUCAAGGGCCAGCACAAGCUCUGGCAGAUACCCCGAGCCACCCUCAAGGUGGCGCUCCAGGGGCUCCGCGACCCGCCGGGUCUGUCGCCCUUCUCCUGGCGGGACUUUGGUGACCCACGGGUCUUGCUGGCCCCACCGCCCACACAGCCACAACAGCGGCGGUCGCAGCGACAAGCCGGAGGGACGGAAACUGCUGAAGGCGGAAAGCCCUCAGGGGCAACACGUUCGGAGGAAGGGAAGGCGAAGGAGCUGGAAUCAGCUUCUCAUAACGGAGGAGCGGAUACGGCAGCGGCAGCAGGGGCAGGCGGCGAUGUGGGGUUUUUAGAAGGUAGCGCUGCGGAUCUGGAGCGGCGGCUCAGAGCGGUACGGAAGAAGUUGCGGCAGGUUUCAGAUUUAGAGGCAUGCAGUGGCACUGCUACUUCCUUGACGCCAGAGCAGAAAGCCAAGCUGGCUCGUGCUGGGGAGUGGCGGCGAGAGGAGCUGCUGCUGCAGGAGGCUUUGGCGCGCGGGGCAGCGUUAUGAACAGGCGGGGUCAACAGGAGCAGGAAUACGGUUUAGUUUCCGUUUAUGGCCCGGUCUUACGUGACUUUUCUUGCAAGUACGGGAAGCGGCCAGCGCUAGCAGAGGCAGUGGUGUUGUGGCGGCUGGUCAGAACCGUGAUCCGGUCGUGAGCUGCAUGGUAACAUACAUGAGACAUACGGUACAUGAGGUGGGCCCGAAGGGACCUGAACACGGCUUCAUCGGCGUCUUGCGGUAACUUUGGAGGA
Messenger RNA from Astrephomene gubernaculifera, 1393 nucleotides. NCBI's taxonomy places the organism in Eukaryota, Viridiplantae, Chlorophyta, Chlorophyceae, Chlamydomonadales, Astrephomenaceae. The record is from the annotation of a GenBank genome assembly.